Messenger RNA from Pseudocercospora fijiensis CIRAD86, 1932 nucleotides. RefSeq lists its product as uncharacterized. The transcript is spliced from 4 exons. NCBI's taxonomy places the organism in Eukaryota, Fungi, Ascomycota, Dothideomycetes, Mycosphaerellales, Mycosphaerellaceae. The record is from RefSeq and is a predicted model, not a curated record. The coding region runs from base 7 to 1269 and encodes 420 amino acids.
CAACAAAUGAACCAAGCACGGAGUGGUCAGCAACCACAAAUGCAAGGCCAGAACCAGUCUGUGGAGGUUUAUUCGCAGGCGAUGCAGCAGCAAAUGCAGAGCGCAAUGCAAAGAGCAAGCAGUUCUAACGCGAACAAGGGCAUGCCUCAGAAUCCCGCAAUGGGACCCGGCGGCGCACAAUCGAGUCCCAUGACACAAGACAAUUUCAACGCCAACGGAGAACUUUACUCCAACAACGCACGUACGGGCAUGCCCCAGAACGGAGCCAUGGGUGGCGGUCAACAAGGCGCCAACAACGGCAAUCACGCUCUGCAAGACUACCAAAUGCAAUUGAUGCUGCUCGAGCAACAGAAUAAGAAGCGGUUGCUCAUGGCCAGGCAAGAGCAGGAUAGUAUGGCUCACCCAACCGGUGUUCCUGGUCCCAAUGGAGGCCGCGGCUCGCCACAACCUGGCAUGAUAGACCCAGCCAAUCCCGCGAUGCAACCGCAGAUGAUGAGGGGACCUAAUGGUCAAGUCAUGAUGCGACCACCUUCCUCACAUCCGAUGCCCGGUGGACAAAUGACCGCUCAACAGCUAGAUAUGUUGCGACAGCAGCAACAGCAGCAAGGGCAGAUGAUGCCGAAUGGCGCGAACUGGCAACAAGGAGGUCCGCAACCACCGCCUGGGCAGAUGAUGCCAGGCCAACAGCCAGGCCAACCAGGUCCACCUGGGCAACCUCCGAACAUGACACCUCGCCAAGGGAACAUGCCUCCGCCCCCAGCACCGGCCAACGCUGCUCAAGGCGGAACGCAACCAAGUAGUCCGGCCCAGCCGCCAGCGCCACCGACACCAAGUCAACAGAACAAAGCUAAGCCUGGAGCCAAAAAGGCCGCGGAAAAUAAGAAGGGACCAGCAGCCGCCAAGAAGGAGGAAAAUGCACCACCAACGCCAACGCCGCCACCUCCAGUUACCCCCAGCAAUGCAGCUUCUUUCAACCAGAACAAGAACGUUCAGGGUAUGCCAAAUGGCCAACCCAACCCCGCGCAGCAGCAGAAUCAGCAGCAGGGUAAUGCAGGCCAACCUUCAGCCGACAUGGGCAUGGCUCCUUUCGGUGAUCUGGGAGGUGAUCAGAACAACUUCAUGGACUUCGCCAACAUUGAGUCGGGAGACGUACUCGAUAACUUCGAUUUCGAUUCCUUCCUGAACAAUACUGGUGGCGAUGAAGGCCUCGGAUUUGACGCCAACUUUGCCUUCGGAGAUGGCAUUGAGGCUGACAUUGGCGGGAACUGAGGCUGAAGACCAUACUAUCCCUCAGAAGAAUCACAUUCCUCCUCCAACAUUCUGGUUGGCCGCAAUCACGCCUCGAGAGGCUGCGCUUCUUGUCUGCUGCCAUCACGGCCUGUGUGAACGCGAGUUAGCACAGCACAGCACAGCGCCGCUUCUCUGCUGUCGUGUAUCACGAUUUGCACAACUCAACUCGACUUUCCAUACUCUGCAGCAGCAGUUGUUCCUCGUCUUCCUUCCCGCAUCGAUACCCAAAAAGCAGGCGCCCUUCGUUUUAGGAGAAAGCUAUCCACCACCUCUUCCCGCGGAUUCUGGACGCAAUUUGCCGCACACAUGAACCAGUAUCGUUGGCGCGCAUGUCCCCUGCCGCUACGAGCAUUCCGCAAAGCUUGUGUUCAUAAUCUCAACACUGCUACGGCAGUGAUGUCUGGCGUUUCCUAAUGCCAUCAUUCGCAUGCAAUCAAUCUUUCAAUGGGAUAAUCGGUUACGACCGCGGAGUUCAUCUUGGAUCAACUGUACUGGAGUUUUAACGCACCAAAUUUUGAAGAUGGAUCGAUAUCGGUGUGAAUGGCGUGUGGAAAUAUUGUUGUGUAGUACGCUACACUUUUGUCGAUCAGUCUUGUUUCUACACUAGGUAGCAUUGAAAUGAUAGACAUGCUAUCCUAUCAU